Astyanax mexicanus (Mexican tetra) is the source of this 921-nucleotide messenger RNA. RefSeq names its product elastase 3 like (gene ela3l). NCBI's taxonomy places the organism in Eukaryota, Metazoa, Chordata, Actinopteri, Characiformes, Acestrorhamphidae. Gene Ontology annotation, molecular function: serine-type endopeptidase activity. Bases 68 to 877 code for a protein of 269 amino acids. The record is from RefSeq and is a predicted model, not a curated record. The transcript is spliced from 8 exons. Gene Ontology annotation, biological process: proteolysis.
GCAGCUGAUAAGGAAAGAUUUAUAAUUCAGCCUCUCGCGUCCAGAACGCCAGCAGAACCAAGUCAACAUGCUCCCUUUCGUUUUGGCAUCGGUGCUCAUCGCUAGCGCUCUGGGGUGCGGCGUUCCCCCCAUUGAGCCCCUCACCACCCGCGUGGUUAACGGAGUGGAUGCCAUUCCUCACAGCUGGCCCUGGCAGAUCUCUCUGCAGUACCUGCGAGACAACGAGUGGAGACACACCUGUGGAGGAUCUCUCAUCGCCACCAACUGGGUGCUGACUGCUGCUCACUGUAUCAAUGAGAAGAACACCUACCGCGUUUAUGUUGGAAAGUAUAACCUGGUGGAGGAGGAGGCUGGAUCCAGGGCCUUCAGCACCGAGACCAUCGUGGUGCACGAGAAGUGGAACCCUAUUUUCGUGGCCUUCGGGAACGACGUGGCUCUGAUUAAGCUGUCUGAGCACGUGACCCUGAGUGAUACUGUGCAGCUGACCUGCAUGCCCGCUCCUGGAACCCUCCUGCCCAACAACUACCCCUGCUACAUCAGCGGCUGGGGCAGAAUCUCCACCGGAGGACCCAUCGCUGAUAAGCUCCAGCAGGCCCUGAUGCCCGUGGUGGAUCACGCCACCUGCACCAAGCUGGACUGGUGGGGUCCUGCUCUGAGGGACACCAUGGUGUGCGCUGGAGGAGACGGAAUCGUCGGCGGCUGCAACGGUGACUCCGGUGGUCCGCUGAACUGCAGGAACGCUGAGGGUGUUUGGGAGGUGCACGGUAUCGCCAGCUUCGUCUCUGGUUUGGGCUGCAACUAUGAGAAGAAGCCCACCGUCUUCACCCGCGUGUCUGCCUUCAACGACUGGAUCAACCAGGUUAUGAUGAAGAACUAAACGAGACCAAGGAUCAAAUCAUUUCAAUAAAGACUUAAAACAUU